Molecule: messenger RNA, 1860 nt
Organism: Oncorhynchus keta (chum salmon)
Lineage: Eukaryota; Metazoa; Chordata; Actinopteri; Salmoniformes; Salmonidae
Product: Golgi apparatus membrane protein TVP23 homolog A-like
Exons: 7
Coding region: 550-1167 (205 amino acids)
Biological process (GO): protein secretion; vesicle-mediated transport
Cellular component (GO): Golgi membrane
Source: RefSeq, a predicted model, not a curated record
CGCGAACCGUCGGUCGUUGGAGUGACAGCGACAUGAUCUGGUCAGAGCGGGUCAGAACGUAAACAGUCCGCUGCUAAGCGACAGCCGUCGGUCGUUUGAGUGACAGCGACAUGAUCUGGUCAGAGCGGGUAAGAACGUAAACAGUCCGCUGCUAAGCAACAGUCGUCGGUCGUUGGAGUGACAGCGACGUGAUCUGGUCAGAGCGGGUCAGAACGUAAACAGUCCGCUGCUAAGCAACAGCUGAAGUAGCCCAGACGACCGCAUAGCCUGCAGUAUAAGACGGAUAAAUGGAGGCUAUAUUUAAACAAUAUAUAUAUAUUUUUUAAAAAGCAACGUAGCGUGUUUCUCUCACAGAAAGAAAGUUCGCAUCUCUCUUUCCAGAUGAUGCUGAUGCGAGAGCAGCAUCUCCCAUCUCUUUGGUGGGUUAGAUGGAAAGGUCCAGUCGGACCCAUUUCACUGCGACACCUGCUUUAUUCUGUCCACCAUUAACAGCGGACGGCUGUCAGAACAGAACGAGGUCUGGACCUGAACAUCCGUCUAUCGAUCACCAUGAAACAGGGUGGUCUCGUGGACGACACGGAGGAUGUGGAGUUGGAUUUCAGUACCGAGGAGGAGGAGCAGCGAGCGCUCAGGGGGGUAAAGAUCCGACACCCCCUCGCCUCCUUCCUGCACCUGUUCUUCCGAGUGGCUGCCAUAGUAACCUACCUGCUCUGUGAUUGGUUCACCAAGAGCUUUACUUCCUGCUUCAUUAUGAUCAUCACUCUGCUGUCCUGUGACUUCUGGUCCGUUAAGAAUGUGACAGGCAGGUUGUUGGUGGGUCUGCGAUGGUGGAACCAGAUCGAUGAGGAUGGGAGGAGCCUCUGGGUGUUUGAGGACAGCAAGUCUUCUCCCCAGGCCGGUGGUACGGAGGUGGAGUCCAGGAUCUUCUGGUCGGGUCUGAUCAUCUGUCCUCUCAUCUGGACCGGCUUCUUCUUCACGACCCUGUUCUGUCUGAACACAGACUGGCUGGUGUUGGUGGUAGCCAGUAUCUCUCUCCAGGGGGCUAAUCUCUAUGGUUACCUGCGCUGCAAGAACGGCGGACAGGAAGUCCCACCCACAUCCCCUUCCUCCUUCCUGCAGGGACAGCACUUCCUCCAGCGGCCUGAUAUCAUCUCCAGAAUGCUGUGAUGGAAUAGGAGUCACCUGCAGCUGCCUUCUCUGAGUGUGUGUGUGUGUGUGUGUGUGUGUGUGUGUGUGUGUGUGUGUGUGUGUGUGUGUGCGUGCGUGCGUGCGUGCGUGCGUGCGUGCGUGCGUGCUGUGUGUGUGUGUGUGUGUGUGUGUGUGUGUGUGUGUGUGUGUGUGUGUGUGUGUGUGACAGACAGACAGACAGACAGACAGACAGACAGACAGACAGACAGACAGACAGACAGAGCAGGAAAUGUUCUGGAACUCAGAAGGGGACAGACAGACAGACAGACAGACAGACAGACAGACAGACAGACAGACAGAGCAGGAAAUGUUCUGGAACUCAGAAGGGGACAGACAGACAGACAGACAGACAGACAGACAGACAGACAGACAGACAGACAGACAGACAGACAGACAACAGAGCAGGAAAUGUUCUGGAACUCAGAAGGGGACAGACAGACAGACAGACAGACAGACAGACAGAGCAGGAAAUGUUCUGGAACUCAGAAGGGGACAGACAGACAGACAGACAGACAGACAGACAGACAGACAGACAGACAGACAGGAAAUGUUCUGGAACUCAGAAGGGGACAGACAGACAGACAGACAGACAGACAGACAGACAGACAGACAGAGCAGGAAAUGUUCUGGAACUCAGAAGGGGACAGACAGACAGACAGAAAUGUUCUGGAA